AUGUCUAUCGUUAACAAGGCCCAAAUGUUCGAAAGUGAAGACUUCAUUGAUUGGAAGAUACACAUGCAAGUUUACUUAGCUUCAGUAGACAAUGACAUGAUGUACGGUAUCUCUAAAGGUCUAAUAAAGAUUUAUAAGGAACGAAGCGAGUGGAAAAAUGAGGAUAAGAGGAAGAACAAUCUUGACCAUAUAUCCAAAAACUCCAUCUACAACACCCUAGAUAAAAAUACAUUCGCAAAAAUCAGAGCAUGUGCUACUGCCAAGGAAGUAUGGGAGAAAAUCAUUCAGCUUAAUGAGGGCAAAGAGCGAACUAAGGAAAACAAAAUCAUGGUGGCCACUCAUAAAUUUGAAAACGUAAAGAUGCGCCCUAAAAAAUCCAUGAAUGAAUACUGUGAUCGUUUCACAAGCAUUGUGAAUGACCUUUCCCUUAUGGGAAAAACUUACGACAAAAAGGAGACAAUCAUCAAAGCACUAAGAGCUCUUCCCAGCGCUUGGGAUGUCAAGACAAUGGUGAUGAGUGAAUCCAUGAGUCUUCAUAAGAUGCAGUUGCACGAUAUAUUUGAAGAUCUGAAAGCAUAUAAGUUCGAGAUGAACUCAAGAAAUGAAGAUGAGCCUUUAAUUUCAAAUGUGACCAAAGCUUUGUUGUCCUCUGUGGAACCAGCAGCCCCUAACCCUAUCAAGUCAGCUGAACAGUUCAGCGAAGAUGCAAUGGCUAUGCUCGCAAAGAAAUUUAAAAGAUUCAUGAGGAUGAGUCAGCCAUCCUACAACAACAACAAUGACUACAAGGCUAAGGUACGAUGCUUCAACUAUGAUGGUCUUGGUCACUACAAGUCAGAAUGUAGAAAGCCAAGAAGAGAUGAUAAAAAGCCAACCGAUCAAAAUAAUAAGGAAGAUAAAAAAUCAUCCAACAAAGAUCAAAAGGCAAUGGUGGUAGAGGAAAGAAUAGACAAAUGGGCUCAAAGUGAUUUUGAGUCAAGCGACAGUGACGAUAAUGAAGUCAAAUGUUUAAUGGCCAACGAAGAAGAGGUAUUUGACUUUACCUUUGAAGAGUUUACUCAAGACGAUUUAAUUAUUGCACUUAAUGACAUGGUCAUUAAGUAUAAGAAUCUGUCCGAGCUCGUCUCAAACCAACCUACCAAAGCGAGUGGCAGUACAACUGAACUAUCCUCUAAAAAUAAGAAGCUCAAGGAGAAAGUUCAAUUAUUAACUGAGGAAAAUGAAAGAACAAAGUAUGUGAUUGCUACAUGGACGAGAUCUGGAGAUGAUGUGAGUCAGAUGACGAGUCAUCAGAGACCUCUGCUAACUGCAAGUUCAGCCUAG
Messenger RNA from Impatiens glandulifera, 1320 nucleotides. RefSeq lists its product as uncharacterized. Gene Ontology annotation, molecular function: nucleic acid binding; zinc ion binding. The transcript has a single exon. The record is from RefSeq and is a predicted model, not a curated record. The coding region runs from base 1 to 1320 and encodes 439 amino acids. NCBI's taxonomy places the organism in Eukaryota, Viridiplantae, Streptophyta, Magnoliopsida, Ericales, Balsaminaceae.